AUGGCUUCCGAAGUGGAAGUCGAUCUCUAUGAGAUCCUUGAAAUCGACAGAACGGCAACGCCCGACCAGGUCAAAAAGGCCUAUCGCAAGGCUGCGCUGAAAUACCACCCCGACAAGGUCCCCGAAGAGCAGCGCGAAGAAUCAGAGGCCAAGUUCAAGGAGGCCAGCAGAGCCUACGAAAUCCUCAGCGAUGAAGACAAGCGCCACCUCUACGACACCCACGGCAUGGCUGCCUUUGACGGCAGAGGAGGCCCCGGCGGCCCCGAGGUCGACCUCAACGAUAUCCUCUCUCAGAUGUUCGGGUUCAAUAUGGGCGGUCCCGGUGGCCCCGGUGGUCCUGGGCCCAUGAGGCCGAGGAAGGGGCCGGAUGAGGAGCAGGAGUACAAGGUCACGCUCGAGGAGCUGUACAAGGGCAAGACUGUCAAGUUCUCGGCCAACAAGCAGGUCGUCUGCGGCGUCUGCAAGGGCUCCGGCGGCAAAGAGAAGGCCAAGCCUGCCUCGUGUGAGCGCUGCAGGGGCCAAGGCUUGGUCGAGGCCAUUCGCCAGAUUGGUCCCGGCAUGAUGCGGCGCGAGACCGUCCUGUGCGAUCACUGCACGGGGUCCGGCAAGGUCUACAAGGAGAAGGACAGGUGCAAGAAGUGCAAGGGCAAGCGGACGACGCAGGAGAAGAAGGCGCUGGAGAUUUACAUUCCCAGAGGAUCGAUGCAGGGCGAGCGCAUUGUCUUGGAGGGAGAGGCGGACCAGUACCCGGACCAGAUCCCCGGCGACAUUGUCUUUACUCUGGUGGAAGAGCCCCACGAUGUCUUUAACCGACUUGGCAACGACUUGUCCGCCGAGCUGACGGUGUCGCUGAGCGAAGCCCUGACCGGGUUCAACCGCGUGGUGCUCAAGCACCUCGACGGGCGAGGCAUCCAGAUCAACCGGCCACGGGGCAAGAUCCUGAGGCCAGGGGACUGCAUCAAGGUCCCUGGCGAGGGUAUGCCCCUGAAGAGAGGAGACGCCAGGGGAGACUUGUAUCUCAUGGUCAAGGUGGAAUUCCCCGAGGAUGACUGGCUGAAGGAUGACUCUGCGUACGAGGCGUUGGCCAAGAUGCUGCCGCCCCCGCUGCCAGCUGUGGAGGCCGAGGAGAUUGACGAAGUGGAAUACGAGGGCGGCGCCGACAUUGAAGAGAUGGGUGCUGACCAAGGUGAUCCUCGAUUCGCCAACGAAUGGGAGGACGACGACGAGGGCGAGGGCCAAACACAAUGCGCCACGCAGUAA
Molecule: messenger RNA, 1260 nt
Organism: Trichoderma citrinoviride
Lineage: Eukaryota; Fungi; Ascomycota; Sordariomycetes; Hypocreales; Hypocreaceae
Product: DnaJ-domain-containing protein
Exons: 4
Coding region: 1-1260 (419 amino acids)
Biological process (GO): protein refolding; response to heat
Cellular component (GO): cytoplasm
Molecular function (GO): ATP binding; Hsp70 protein binding
Source: RefSeq, a predicted model, not a curated record